CCGCCCAUGUGCCGCAGGUUCUCUUACAUCGACCGCCUAAGAGUCGCGCUGUAAGAAGCAACAACCUCUCCUCCUUCUCUCCGCCAUCUGCUCGGCAGCCACAAAACAGCAACUAUGCGUGAGUGCAUCUCCAUCCACGUUGGCCAGGCUGGUGUCCAGAUCGGCAAUGCCUGCUGGGAGCUCUACUGCCUGGAACACGGCAUCCAGCCCGAUGGCCAGAUGCCAAGUGACAAGACUAUUGGGGGAGGAGAUGACUCCUUCAACACCUUCUUCAGUGAGACAGGCGCUGGCAAGCAUGUGCCCAGGGCAGUGUUUGUAGACCUGGAACCCACGGUCAUUGAUGAAGUUCGCACUGGCACCUACCGCCAGCUCUUCCACCCUGAGCAGCUCAUCACAGGCAAGGAAGAUGCUGCCAAUAACUAUGCCCGAGGUCACUACACCAUUGGCAAGGAGAUCAUUGACCUCGUCUUGGACCGAAUUCGGAAACUGGCUGACCAGUGCACAGGUCUUCAGGGCUUCUUGGUUUUCCACAGCUUUGGCGGGGGAACUGGUUCCGGGUUCACCUCCCUGCUGAUGGAACGUCUCUCUGUCGAUUAUGGCAAGAAGUCCAAGCUGGAGUUCUCCAUUUACCCAGCCCCUCAGGUUUCCACAGCUGUAGUUGAGCCCUACAACUCCAUCCUCACCACCCACACCACCCUGGAGCACUCUGAUUGUGCCUUCAUGGUAGACAAUGAGGCCAUCUAUGACAUCUGUCGUAGAAACCUCGAUAUUGAGCGCCCAACAUAUACUAACCUGAAUAGGUUGAUAGGUCAAAUUGUGUCCUCCAUCACCGCUUCCCUGCGAUUUGAUGGAGCCCUGAAUGUUGAUCUGACAGAAUUCCAGACCAACCUGGUGCCCUAUCCUCGCAUCCACUUCCCUCUGGCCACAUAUGCCCCUGUCAUCUCUGCUGAGAAAGCCUACCAUGAACAGCUUUCUGUAGCAGAGAUCACCAAUGCUUGCUUUGAGCCAGCCAACCAGAUGGUGAAAUGCGACCCUCGCCAUGGUAAAUACAUGGCUUGCUGCCUGUUGUACCGUGGUGACGUGGUUCCCAAAGAUGUCAAUGCUGCCAUUGCCACCAUCAAGACCAAGCGUACCAUCCAGUUUGUGGACUGGUGCCCCACUGGCUUCAAAGUUGGCAUUAAUUACCAGCCUCCCACCGUGGUACCUGGUGGAGACCUGGCCAAAGUACAGCGAGCUGUGUGCAUGCUGAGCAACACCACAGCCAUCGCUGAGGCCUGGGCUCGCCUGGACCACAAGUUUGACCUGAUGUAUGCCAAGCGUGCCUUUGUUCACUGGUACGUGGGUGAGGGCAUGGAGGAAGGAGAGUUUUCUGAGGCCCGUGAGGACAUGGCUGCCCUUGAGAAGGAUUAUGAGGAGGUUGGUGUGGAUUCUGUUGAAGGAGAGGGAGAGGAAGAAGGAGAGGAAUACUAAAGUUAAAAUGUCACAAAGGUGCUGCUUUUACAGGGAAACUUAUUCUGUUUUAAACAUUGAAAAGUUGUGGUCUGAUCAGUUAAUUUGUAUGUAGCAGUGUAUACUCAUGUACAAUUACUGACCUAUGCUUUAAAACACGAUGCUUUGUUAUAGUUCCAAGCUAUCCAUUUCUCUGGUGGGUUUGAAUAAAGUAUUCCCUGUCUUAAA
Eubalaena glacialis (North Atlantic right whale) is the source of this 1677-nucleotide messenger RNA. RefSeq names its product tubulin alpha 1a (gene TUBA1A). The record is from RefSeq and is a predicted model, not a curated record. Gene Ontology annotation, molecular function: GTP binding; structural constituent of cytoskeleton. The transcript has 4 exons. Gene Ontology annotation, biological process: mitotic cell cycle; microtubule cytoskeleton organization. Gene Ontology annotation, cellular component: microtubule; cytoplasm. Lineage: Eukaryota; Metazoa; Chordata; Mammalia; Artiodactyla; Balaenidae. The coding region runs from base 115 to 1470 and encodes 451 amino acids.